Messenger RNA from Melitaea cinxia (Glanville fritillary), 1707 nucleotides. It is a transcript of the gene Pak3, whose product is annotated as serine/threonine-protein kinase PAK 3. Gene Ontology annotation, molecular function: protein serine/threonine kinase activity; ATP binding. Gene Ontology annotation, biological process: intracellular signal transduction; regulation of MAPK cascade; protein phosphorylation. NCBI's taxonomy places the organism in Eukaryota, Metazoa, Arthropoda, Insecta, Lepidoptera, Nymphalidae. The transcript is spliced from 2 exons. Gene Ontology annotation, cellular component: cytoplasm. The record is from RefSeq and is a predicted model, not a curated record. The coding region runs from base 173 to 1669 and encodes 498 amino acids.
GAUGUGAUGUCUUUAGUUUUGUCCGUCCGUGAUUAGCCACUCCUAUCUCGGCAAUACUUAAUUAGUAAUAAUUUUAUAAAUUCUGAAGCGAGAAAUGUAGUUUUGUGAUCUCAAAAGUUAUAUUGUAAAAGGUUUAUGGCUUAAGUAUAACGAAACGCGUAAAUAAAUAACAAUGACGGGACGCUCGGGCCGUGGUGUCUUUGGUAAGCUCUUUUCGAAGAAGCAGUCCAUUAGAGACGAGAGAGUUCAGGAGAUCGGUAUGCCUACUAACGUGAAACAACAUAUACAUGUGAGUAUGAACUCUGAAACGGGAAUGUUGGAAGGGUUACCCUCAUCAUGGCUACGACAGUUGAAUGCCCAGAUAUCGCCGUCGGAACAAAAAGAGAAUCCGAAUGCGGCGAUUCAGGCUGUAACGUUCCAUAAUUUUCAUGUUUUGAAAAAAGAACAGGCAGAAAACGAGCCAUGCAAGCCUAUUGUUACAGAGGAAGCCAUUACGAAAGAGGAAUUGGAAAUUAAAAAGUUCUUAGCAAAUAAAAAUGGACACCAAAGUCAUGAUUCAGAUAUUUCAAUAGGACAAAGUAGUGAGGAAGACGUAGCACCCACAGACAACUUUUCGCAGAGGCAAACAAUGCCUGCAGGAGUGACUAAAAAUAAUCUAAAGAAGAAAGAUGCAAUGAUGGACCUAACUGCAAUAGUUGAGGAUUUAACAUUGAUUGGUGCCGAGCCAGAGGAAAGUCCCAUUCUUAGAAAGAAAGAAAUGAUGAAUGCUACGUUAACUGAUGAAGAAAUAUAUGAUGAAUUAAAAAGAAUUUGUAAUAAGGAUGACCCUUAUGAACGAUUCGAAAGAAUAAAACAAGUAGGCGCUGGUGCUUCAGGUGUCGUCUUCAUCGCCAUUGACCGCAAAGAUAACUCGAGUGUCGCGAUCAAGGAUAUUGACCUAACGAAACAGUCUAAAAAAGAUCUUAUACUCAAUGAAAUAAACGUCUUAAAAGGCUUCAAUCACAAAAAUCUCGUCAACUUCCUUGAUGCCUUCCUUUGUUACCAUCACCUCUGGGUCGCGAUGGAGUUACUCGAUGGGGGAUCUUUAACAGACGUAGUCACUGAAGUGGUUAUGAAAGAGGGACAAAUCGCAGCCGUUUGUCGCGAGACGUUACAAGCAAUAGCAUUCUUACAUUCCAAAGGCACAAUACACAGGGACAUAAAGUCUGAUAAUGUUCUUCUUGGAAUGGAUGGAACGGUCAAAGUGACUGAUUUUGGGUUCUGUGCCAAUAUCGUUGGGGAUGAGAAACGGCAGACUAUGGUAGGAACGCCAUACUGGAUGGCGCCCGAAGUCGUUACUCGAAAGCAAUAUGGAAAGAAAGUCGACGUUUGGUCGCUUGGCAUAAUGGCUAUCGAAAUGAUAGAAGGAGAACCUCCAUACAUGAAAGAAUCUCCACUAAGAGCAUUAUACUUGAUCGCGGCCGUGGGUAGACCCAAGAUACCAAGAUGGGAUAAAUUGUCUCCGGAAUUCCAAGAUUUUCUGGAUAAAUGUUUGCAAGUCGAUGCUGACGAAAGAGCCACAGCAGACGAGUUAUUGGCUCAUCCGUUCUUGAAAUGUGCUAUGGAGUUGAAAACACUAACGCCUCUCAUAAAAGCAGCGCACAAGAUCCUGCACAAAAACUUCGAUUGAAAAAGUACUCGUGGAUAAUACGUUUUAUUUAAAAAAGA